AUGCCCAAGCACAUCGCCAUCGUUGGAGCAGGACCAUCUGGGCUAAGCCUCGCAGCUCUGUUGCAACAUCACUCGAUUCCCUUUACCAUUUUCGAGCGAGAGAAGUCCACUAGCUCCCGCUUCCAGGGUGGUUCUCUCGAUCUUCAUCCAGAGUCUGGUCAAGCAGCGCUGUUUGAAGCUGGCCUUGAGGAGCAGUUCAAAAAGUACGCGCGCUAUCACGACCAGGACUAUCGUUUUGGGGACAAGAAAGCUGUUGCUUGGUUAUUCCACAAAGCAACUCCUGAUGCAGAUGGACGCCCAGAGAUAGACCGCGCAAAGCUUCGCAAGAUUCUCAUUGAGUCGCUCGACCCGGAGAACAUCAAGUGGGAUCAUCGACUCUCUGAGAUUGUUCCGCAAGAGGACGGUAGGGUUAAGCUGGUUUUUGAGAACCAGCCUGAACCGGUUGUGACUGACCUUCUUGUGGGGGCUGAUGGAACCUGGUCCAAGGUACGGCCGCUUCUGACGAGUUGGACGCCUGAGUACACUGGGCUGACAGUCAUCGACUGCCGUAUCUCUGAUGUGGACAAGAGAUUUCCAGAACUUGGAGAGUUCAUUGGCCGAGGCACUUCAUUCUUCCUCUCUGAAGGCAGUGGCAUUUUUAUACAGCGUAAUGGAGAUGACAGUGUGAGAGUCUAUCCCUGUCUUCGAGUCGAAGAAAACUGGCACUCAAAGGAUCCCUCAUUCGACUGGAAUGACGCGAGGAAAAUGACAGACUAUCUGAUCAAUACCUUCUUCUCCACCUGGGAUACCCGUCUCCAGGAUGUCAUUCGCAACGUGGACACGAACAUGACUCCCCGCGCACAAUAUCGCAUGCCUUUGGGUCUUCGCUACGAUCACCACCCUGGAUUGACUUUGAUCGGAGAUUCUCUACACGUGAUGUCUUGGUUUGCUGGAGAGGGUGCGAAUCUAGCCAUGUUGGAUGCACUGGAUCUCUUCCACGAAAUCAAGGGGCAUCCAGAUGAUUUGAAUCUUGCUGUCCGUCGAUACGAGGAAGAGGUGGUUGCCACUGGACGAGCGGAUAACACCAACGAAAUGUCGCAGGAUUUGCUUGUCAAGGCCAUGUCAGAUGAUGCUCCUCGGGCCUAUGUUGAGGGAAUGGCCAAGGCGAUGGAUGUUUGGUUCACUGAUGGGAAGUUGUUGGACAAGAUUGAUCGAGAGACUCUAUUCAAUAACUAA
Messenger RNA from Fusarium fujikuroi IMI 58289, 1215 nucleotides. Its product is annotated as related to tetracycline resistance protein from transposon Tn4351/Tn4400. The coding region runs from base 1 to 1215 and encodes 404 amino acids. The transcript has a single exon. Gene Ontology annotation, molecular function: FAD binding. NCBI's taxonomy places the organism in Eukaryota, Fungi, Ascomycota, Sordariomycetes, Hypocreales, Nectriaceae. The record is from RefSeq and is a predicted model, not a curated record.